Molecule: messenger RNA, 1883 nt
Organism: Anguilla rostrata (American eel)
Lineage: Eukaryota; Metazoa; Chordata; Actinopteri; Anguilliformes; Anguillidae
Gene: ptpn11a
Product: protein tyrosine phosphatase non-receptor type 11a
Exons: 12
Coding region: 288-1868 (526 amino acids)
Biological process (GO): positive regulation of ERK1 and ERK2 cascade; protein dephosphorylation
Cellular component (GO): cytoplasm
Molecular function (GO): non-membrane spanning protein tyrosine phosphatase activity; receptor tyrosine kinase binding; cell adhesion molecule binding
Source: RefSeq, a predicted model, not a curated record
AUGUCCAACAGAAGGCGUUCUACUCCGUCGCAUGUUUGGUGACGUUUUAACCUCGACGCCAGUCUCAGGGGCUGCGGCCUAGCAAAUUUUAAUUCGUAUAAUAUUUUUUGAACAAAUGUACAAUUUCUUGUACCCGUUUUGAGCGGGGUCACGACCUUAUGAGGCCUUGUUUUAGGGUAGAUGGUGGGAGAGCAGCAUAGCUGAUAGCUGGCUAGCUAACUCUGUAGCUAUCUAAUAACAAGGAACUCGAGUCGAGGAAACUAGGCUUGAAGAAUAAAAAUUGAAAAAUGACAUCUCGGAGGUGGUUCCACCCAAACAUCACGGGCGUGGAGGCGGAGAACCUGCUCCUGACCCGCGGCGUGGACGGCAGCUUCCUGGCCCGACCCAGCAAGAGCAACCCGGGGGACUUCACGCUGUCCGUCAGGCGGAAUGGAGCGGUCACCCACAUUAAGAUCCAGAACACGGGCGACUACUACGACCUGUACGGGGGGGAGAAGUUCGCCACGCUGGCUGAGCUGGUGCAGUACUACAUGGAACACCACGGCCAGCUGAAGGAGAAGAACGGCGACGUCAUCGAGCUGAAGUACCCGCUGAACUGUGCCGACCCCACGUCCGAGAGGUGGUUCCACGGGCACCUGUCGGGCCGCGAGGCGGAGAAGCUGCUGACGGAGAAGGGGAAGAACGGGAGCUUCCUGGUGCGGGAGAGCCAGAGCCACCCGGGCGACUUCGUGCUCUCCGUGCGCACCGGCGACGACAAGACCGACAGCAGCGACAGCAAGCCCAAGGUCACCCACGUCAUGAUCCGCUGCCAGCACGACCUGAAGUACGAUGUGGGCGGGGGGGAGAAGUUCGACUCCCUCACUGACCUGGUGGAGCAUUAUAAGAAGAACCCCAUGGUGGAAACACUGGGGACGGUCUUGCAACUUAAACAGCCGCUGAACACUACGCGCAUCAACGCAGCGGAGAUCGAGAGCCGGGUGCGCGAGCUGAGCAAGCUGGCGGAGGCCACCGACAAGGUCAAGCAGGGCUUCUGGGAGGAGUUUGAGACGCUGCAGCAGCAGGAGUGCAAGCUCCUCUACAGCCGCAAGGAGGGCCAGCGCGCCGAGAACAAGAACAAGAACCGCUACAAGAACAUCCUGCCCUUCGACCACACCCGCGUAGUGCUUAACGACGGGGACCCCAACGAGCCCGGAUCCGACUACAUCAACGCCAAUAUCAUCAUGGUAGGAGCUGACUUCACGCCGGAGGCGGAGCCUAAGUGCAACAGCGCCAAGCUGAGGAAGAGCUACAUCGCCACGCAGGGCUGCCUGCAGAACACCAUCAGCGACUUCUGGAGGAUGGUCUUCCAGGAGAACUCCCGCGUCAUCGUCAUGACCACCAAGGAGGUGGAGCGGGGAAAGAGCAAAUGUGUGAAGUACUGGCCGGACAUGUCGGCGCUGAAGGAGUACGGCGCCAUGCGCGUGCGUAACGUCAAGGAGACGUCCGCUCACGACUACAUCCUGCGGGAGCUCAAGCUGUCCAAAGUGGGCCAGGGCAGCACGGAGCGCACGGUCUGGCAGUACCACUUCCGCGCCUGGCCGGACCACGGCGUGCCCGCCGACCCCGGCGGCGUGCUGGACUUCCUGGAGGAGGUCAACCUGAAGCAGGAGAGCAUCCUGGAGGCGGGGCCCAUCGUGGUCCACUGCAGUGCCGGGAUUGGUCGAACGGGGACGUUUAUCGUGAUUGACAUCCUUAUCGAUGUGAUCAGAGAGAAAGGUUUGUUCGCCAAAUUCUUAAGGACACCUCCAGCUCAUCUGUCGUCCAGCAAAGCCUCUUUUUGUAAUCUGUAUAUGCGGUUUACAAUGUGUGCUCGCAGAAUAAAAUUAUAAUUUGAAAUCUGCAGU